CCGCUGAGGUCCACCUCCCUUUUGGCCCCAGAGCAACAGCACGAUGCGCGAAUGACCAGAUGCACGGAAUGACCAGCUCACACUUUGAUGAGAAUGGGCGAGGCCCAACCUGAGGGCGUCAGCGAGGGCGCCGCUCCAUCGUUGGGAGCUCUGAUGGAGAAUGGUUCAUCCGCCUCAUCCCUCGGCUCUUGGCUCAAGUGCUGCUGCGUCGUUAAAUUCGACCCCGACAUUGGCCACCAUCUCGACUUUGAAUACCCAGCAGACACGCUGUCCAAGACGGAGCGGAACACGGCCGUCAAGCUCAGCCUGCCCGACUACAACUCCUUCUUCAACACGACUGGUGACCUGGUCUUCAGCUACCGACUCCGCCACGACUCGUCGCUGCCCCUGGGCUCCUCCAGUAUCAGCGAGCAGCAGUUCAGCUUCGGCUACGUCUUCUUCCGCACCCAGCGGGACCCUUCGGCCACGCGCGAGUUCGUCCAGACGGCCGUAGUCGUCAUCUCGCCGCUGGCCUAUGUCGGCUUCUUCAAGUCGCUUGUGCAGCUGCUGGGGCCGCUGUUCUUCGAGUAUGGGGAGAAGGUGCUGGAGAAGGCCUGUCUGCUCAUCGGCCAGUGGCCCCUGCCGCAGCCCGGCCUGUCGGUGCGCCUGGAGCUGGGGGGCUAUGCAUUCACGGCCACCACACCCAUCCAGCCCGCCAUGACCAAUCCAGACCGGCUGCCCAGCCUCAAGCGCCCCUCAGCCAACCAGUCCAAGUCGUCGUCCGCAACGGCGCAGGAGGAGGCGGAGAGCAGUCACUUGCGGGCGGUCUCGCAGCCCCACUCGAUGCCUACGGGAGGGCGGUCGUUCGUGUGGAACAGGUCGUCCCCGCGGCACCACACCACGACUGUCCACCGGCACAAGCCACCUGCUGGCAGCCUCCCCCGUCCCCACUCUGCUGCCCCGCAUCCCCAGGAGGCCGCCAGCACUGCGCCGCCCACCCCUCCCUCUCACGACCAUCGGUCCUUCAUACGGAAGGCCAGCCACAUGGGCGAAGUGGAUGUCCCUCCCGCGGCCAUGGUGGUGUCGCCCAUGGCCUCCGCCCCCCUGAUCUCGCCGCUUGUGAGCCGCGAGAUGGUGGAUGAAGAGGGCAUGAAGGUGCCGAGACGCAAUUCGGACACCGACGAGCCGAUGAGGGAGGACCACCGGCCGGCCGACCACCAGAGAGAGGACCCCCGUUUGCUCACUAACGGCACAUCCAAGGACGAGAGCGCCGUGUCCACUGAGUGGUCCGACGCCCAGGAGGUGUUUGUGAUUGACACCGAGGAGGACACCACCAUGUGUGCCGGCGAGGAGGCUGCCCCGUCAUCCCUGGUGUCCCCCCUGAGUGUGGCCAGCGUCCCCCAUCUGCCCGACGAGGACCAGGGCGGCAUCAGGGGCGGCCUCAGUCCCAUCCCCGAGACCGCUGAGAGAACUGACACCGUCCCCCCGCCCAUUCGCGUUGUCAGGCGCCCGUCGACCCGGUCCGGGUCUCGGCGGCGCGCCAGCUCUCUCGACAGUUUCGACAGGGAGGUGCUCCGGACCACCACACGGCCAUCCAACGACACACAAGCUCAAGAAGACAGCGAGAGCGACAGCGAUGACGACAGCCACGCAGGGCCGGAGGAGUCGGCAGAGGAUCGCCGGUUCCUGGCGCGUCAUGCCGUCGUCGUCCGCGGCCGCAACGCCAAGUCCAGCCCGGGCACACGGCUGCCGAGCAAACAUUCCGACGAAUCGAGCCCGGAGUCGUCAGAUGUCAACCUGGGCGAAAAUGAGGGGCCCCGCGAGACCGAGGAGACUGUCAAGGGCCGGCAGGGGGAGUUCGGCGUUGCUCGUGAGGCGAGUUCAACCCCCACGCCGCAGAUUGCCCACAUCUUGGAGGGUGUGCACCAGAUGAUGCCUGGGCCGUUUCAGGAGCUGAACGUGUAUGAGAGUUUCCAGCCGUUGCUGCCCUUCCUGUGGUUCCUGUGGGAGCUGACACUCGUGGGCGAGCCGCUCCUCAUUCUAUGCUCCAACUCUGCUAGGUGGGUGAAUGGGUGAGGGAGACGAGGGGGGCCAGGGAGGCAGCAGUAUUGUUGUCAGUCAUGUCAUCUGCGUGUGCAUGCUGCGUUUGUGCGUGCAGGUGUUCUGAUUGCGUGUUGUCCCUGAUCUCGCUCAUCUCGCCGCUCCUGUACGCCGGAGACUACAGGUCUGGCCAGACACAUACAAGUGAAUGCAUUGAUAUCAAUGCACGCACUGACUCUCGGUCGAUUGCUGCGUGUCUGUCUUGUCUUGUGGUGGUGUGGGUGAGCAGGCCCUACUUCAACACAUUUGAUGGUGACUUCAAGCUGUACCAGCAGCUGCACGACCAGCGACACCUCCCCUGCGUCACACUCGGCGUCUCCAACCCAUUCUUCCUCGAAUCCAUGGUCCGUCCGUCCGUUCGACCGCGCACACACGCAAACAAACACCCAUGAUGAUCUCUCCCUCUCCAUGCCAUGCCAUGCCAUGCCGUCUGCAGAGUCACUUCCCGACCAUCCUGGUGAUCGAUGCGGCCAAGACGGUCGUCUCCAAGUCAUCCCGCCUCACAUCAUCCCCAGCCACCACUCUCUUCCGCAACGAGACGGCCACCGCCAUCACCCUCCUGCAGUCCGUCUGCACACCCUGCCUCCCCAAAGACUCCAGGCUCCUGCGACAGCUGCUCGUUCCUCAGCAAGGCGUGGCGUCAGUGUCGCCGCAGCAGGCCCCGCUGCCGGCUGCCAGCGACCCGUCGUGGGGCUCCCCGAGCAUCCAGCCCAUCUUGCCGACAUCUGCUCUGUCUGUGCCGUCACCAAUGGCCGACAGUGGGGGUGGCGGGAGUACUGCUGUGGUGGCCACGGCAGGUGUUGCUGGUGCUGGUGCUGGUGCUGGUGGUAGUGGUGGUGGGGACCAGGAGGCCGCGUCGGCCAUCAACAACUCCAUGAUUCGGCGGCACUUCCAGGACCUCACUCACGCCUUUCUCGCUCCAUUCGAGAGAUACUUCAGGGUAAAUAAACACGUGGCCUGAUGUAUGAGCGUAUGGAUGAGCCCUCUCACGCCUGGCCUGAUGCGCAUGUCAUGUACCUGUGUCUUGGUGUGCAGAUGGAUUUGCAUCGUCUGGCCACGAAUCCCUUCCAGGACCUCCCCCAGCUCCCGCCAUUCAGCGAGGCAACCUUCCUGGCGUCACUCAAACCUGUCGGGGCCUUCAAGACACUGCCGAGAAACAGGUGACACACUGACCGGACAACGUCCCUGGCUGGCUGGCUGACACGAUGCUGAUGCAUGUGUGUGUGUGUGUGUGUGUGUGUGUGCAGGUGUGUGGAGCUGUAUCGCCGGUUCAUCAUGUCGCCCAACUUCCGGCCGUGGUUCCAUCGGCAGCGCAGCAAAAGCGAGAGACUCAGGAGGGAGAGAUACCUGCAGCUGGCACUCAGGGUGAGUCGGUCGGUGUGAGCGAGUCAGACUAAGGGGGCACACACCACACACAGGAUCACUCACUCCACCGACACUGAGUGCCACUUAUUCAAACAGCUCGCCUGCCCUUGAUUUGUGUGUUUGUGUGUGGGUUUGGUGGCUCGGUUGUUUCAGACUGACUUCCCGGCUCUGAUGCCUCGGCUGACGGUCAUGCAGAUGGUCGAAGGGUGCUCAAAUCUCAGGUACAUGCAGAGUAGGCAGCCAGCCAAUGUUCUCCAUUCUCCCCUCCUGCCAUCCUCAUCCCUUGUCCCUUCCAGGGACGCACUCGAAGGCUGCCCCGACGGCGUGUCACCGGUCGAUCGCGAGGGCCUGGAGACGACACUGCAGGAGCUCAAGUCAGCCGUGGCCGCUCGCAUGUGUGCCGAGGGGUCCUCUGCGACAUUGCAGAGGAAAGGCACCCGCAAGUCCGCCCGCCACGUGGCACGCAGCACCCUGAGGGCCGAGGGGGGCGGCAGACGCACAGGUGGGUGAGUCGAGGGAGGAGGCACAACAAGGGAGGGAGACUGAGGCACACCGACCUUUAUGGAUCGUCUUGUGUUGCAGAGGAGGGUCAACGUGAGCCGCGUCGGGUCCCCUCCCAUCACCCCAAUGGCUUCGUCGCCGCCCGGCAGCAGUUCGGCUCAGAGGCCGACGAGGCGGCGGCUGACGCCAAGAACAACCCUCUCGAGUCGCUGUUCAAAGGCUUGAAGUCGGUCAUCCGCAACACCAACACGAUCUUCCGCGCAUCAUCGGGCGCGGCACCGAGCGACGGCGAGGCCGAUCUCACCAGGAGGGACCAGCUUCGUUCCCAUCGGUCCAACCCCACCAGCCCCGCCCCUGCUGCUGUGAUGGGGGCCACUGAGCGGCUGGACUACCUGAGCCCGUCGGUGCACCGUGAUGCGCCAAGACCUCAGCGCGACAAACCUCCCAAGCCGCCUACUGCCGACCGCCAGGGAACAGCUGAAUCAGCUGUAGACAUCACACCCACGCCCGCAUCACCCGAGCCGCCACGGCCGGCGCCAGCACUCCAUCCACGAGUGCCGACACCGACUGACAGAGGAGGGGCUGGACGACAGAGAGAGGCGGCGCGGCCGUCCACCAUCAGCAACACGUCGGCAUCGACUGAGCCUGCACCGACGGUGGCGGCCGGCAAGACUCUUGUGGCUGGUGGCCGCGCCGCGUCUGCAGCCGUGUAUGUGGGGAGGGGGGUCAAGAGCAGUAAGCAGCCAGUGGGUGGUGCUGUAGGGCCGUCAUCGAGUGGUGAUGACGAGCCUGACGGGAUAUAGGCAGGCCGUCGUGUUGUGACUGACACCUACUGGGCUACUGCUGGGCGUGGGUGUGGAUGUGGGGUGGGGUGGGUAGUUGUAGUGUGCAUGCUGCUGUGGGUUUGAGGGAGGGAGGGAGGGAGGAGGGAGUGGGCGGCGGUUUUCUGCUGGUUUGAUUGCUGCGGCUUUUUUCUGCAUACCCACACUGACUGACUGAUGGAUUUGAUUGGGUGCAUUUGUGCAUUUUUCGGUGCCCACAUGACUCCUCCCUCUAGCUCCCUCUCCCUCUUCUCUGGCGCCACACAGACCAGACCCAUCCCACACAUGCAUCGCAGGACACGCAAUAUGACAGACACGGCGACCAUCCUUUUGUGUAUUUGUUAUCCAUUGCAUUGCGGGCACCGUUGCCUUGACUGACGGGGGCAGACGGACGGACGGACGGACGGACAGACCGGGGGGGGGGGGGGGGGGC
This is a messenger RNA of Vitrella brassicaformis, 5199 nucleotides long. Lineage: Eukaryota; Vitrellaceae. The record is from the annotation of a GenBank genome assembly.